GACGUCGUCUUCAGCACAAAGCAUGCCUUCUAAACUACUUUUUCGUCAGUUAUUUGAGAAGGAGUCAUCUACCUAUACUUACCUUCUUGCUGAUGCUUUGCAUCCUGAAAAACCAGCACUGCUGAUUGACCCGGUGGACAAAACAGUGGAUCGUGAUCUUGCACUUGUUAAAGAAUUAGGUUUGAAGCUUGUAUAUGCUAUAAACACACAUGUACAUGCCGAUCAUGUUACUGGCACUGGCUUGAUUAAGACUAAGGUGCCUGAUGUGAAAUCAAUCAUUUCUAAAGCAAGUAAUGCAAAAGCCGAUCUUUUUGUGGAACCUGGUGAUAAAAUCUAUUUUGGUGAUAUUUUUCUGGAGGUUCGUGCAACUCCUGGUCAUACAUUGGGCUGUGUCACCUAUGUUACAGGAGAUGGACCCAAUCAGCUUCAGCCAAGGAUGGCAUUUACUGGUGAUGCUCUUCUGAUACGGGGAUGUGGACGAACAGACUUUCAGGGUGGAAGUUCGGACAAAUUAUAUGAUUCUGUUCAUUCACAGAUUUUCACAUUGCCAAAAGACACAUUGGUAUAUCCUGCUCAUGACUACAAGGGGUUCACCGUUAGCACUGUGGGGGAGGAGAUGCUGUACAAUCCACGCCUUUCAAAAGAUAAGGAAACAUUCAAAAACAUCAUGCAAAAUUUGAAUUUGUCAUAUCCAAAAAUGAUGGACGUAGCGGUUCCAUCAAACAUGGUUUGUGGAUUGCAAGAGACUUGAAAUCUUAUCUUUGAUUUGAUCCUUUCAUGGUCCCGCAGGCUGUAAAUAGAGAGCAGGAUACACACAGUUGGAAGUGAAAGCGGACUAUACUGUUGAAUAAUGUUGAAUAAUGGUUCAUCCAAUAUAUGAUUUUCCAAAAGCUUUCCUGAAAUAAUAUGAAUCUUGAGUGUUUAUAUGAUACUUCUUAAUAUGAAUAGUGAUCUUUUUUUUUCCUUUU
Molecule: messenger RNA, 968 nt
Organism: Nicotiana tabacum (common tobacco)
Lineage: Eukaryota; Viridiplantae; Streptophyta; Magnoliopsida; Solanales; Solanaceae
Product: persulfide dioxygenase ETHE1 homolog, mitochondrial
Biological process (GO): glutathione metabolic process; hydrogen sulfide metabolic process
Cellular component (GO): mitochondrion
Molecular function (GO): sulfur dioxygenase activity
Source: RefSeq, a predicted model, not a curated record